Molecule: messenger RNA, 1038 nt
Organism: Chrysoperla carnea
Lineage: Eukaryota; Metazoa; Arthropoda; Insecta; Neuroptera; Chrysopidae
Product: pre-mRNA-splicing factor ISY1 homolog
Exons: 5
Coding region: 140-988 (282 amino acids)
Biological process (GO): mRNA 3'-splice site recognition; generation of catalytic spliceosome for second transesterification step
Cellular component (GO): catalytic step 2 spliceosome; post-mRNA release spliceosomal complex; Prp19 complex
Source: RefSeq, a predicted model, not a curated record
AGAUAUCAGUGCGCAUUCUUUUUCUUUGCAUAAAAGUGCGAAAUCUAAACAACAAAUCUCGAAAAUCUUGAAACCACGAAUAGAUAAUUUUUAUUCGUAGAAUUUUUAUCAAUAUUCAUAGAAAAAUUAUCUUCUAAACAUGGCUCGAAAUGCAGAAAAAGCGAUGACAACCCUUGCUCGAUGGCGGGCCGCACAAUUAGGUGAAAAUGAUAAGAGUAAGCAACGGCGACCUUACUUGGCAUCAGAUUGUAAAGAUCGUCGAAAAUGUGAAAAAUGGAGAUUACAAAUUAUUCGAGAAAUUGCUAAGAAAGUUGCUCAGAUUCAAAAUGCGGGCUUAGGAGAAUUUCGGAUACGCGACUUAAAUGAUGAAAUCAACAAAUUAUUACGUGAAAAAAGACAUUGGGAAGCACAAAUUAAAGAAUUAGGUGGUCCAGAUUAUCAAAAAACUGGGCCACGUAUGUUAGAUCAUGAAGGUAAAGAAGUUCCAGGAAAUAGAGGGUAUAAAUAUUUUGGUGCUGCAAAAGAUUUACCAGGAGUACGAGAAUUAUUUGAACAAGAACCACCACCGCCACCGAGGAAAACACGUGCAGAAAUGAUGAAGGAUAUUGAUGCUGAUUAUUACGGGUAUCGGGACGAUGAUGACGGAAUUUUAGCACCUUUAGAAUUGCGAGCUGAAAAACUUUCAAUUCAAAACGCGAUUAAAGAGUGGAAAUCAAAAAAAGAAAAUAAAAACUCCGGAGAAAAUGGCAAUGAUGAUGAUGAAGAAGAUGACGAGGAGGACAUUUAUCAUGUAGACACAACCACAUUAUCAGAUAGCGAAGAUCCAACAGAAAUAUCAAACUUAUCUGAAUUAUCAUCAAAUCCCAAAUAUAUUGCUCAUGUCCCAGUUCCGACACAACUAGAAGUUGAACAAGCCUUGCUGGAACGUCGUAAACAGGAAUUAAUGGAGAAAUAUGGUGUAAGAGAAACAAAAAAUGAAGAAAUUUAAAGUUUGGUUAGUUUUUUUUUUCUUUUCAUCUUUUUGUACAGUCAAACUCG